Messenger RNA from Gambusia affinis (western mosquitofish), 2617 nucleotides. It is a transcript of the gene hnrnpcb, whose product is annotated as heterogeneous nuclear ribonucleoprotein C. Gene Ontology annotation, molecular function: RNA binding. Gene Ontology annotation, cellular component: nucleus. The transcript is spliced from 9 exons. Bases 766 to 1710 code for a protein of 314 amino acids. Lineage: Eukaryota; Metazoa; Chordata; Actinopteri; Cyprinodontiformes; Poeciliidae. The record is from RefSeq and is a predicted model, not a curated record.
GCCAUUUCGUGUCAGCCGGUUUUAAGGUGCUGCCUACAUUCGGCGAGCAGAACAUUAAGAGGAUAAUCCAUCUCCCGAGUAAAGCAAGCUUUCAGUUGUUCUCAUUUUUAGUGUUAAGGUCCUGGUGAGUAUUUUUAACGAUAGAUUUUUCGCGCUUUUUUCAUUUUUUUCUGAAUUUUGAAGCGUCUUUGGGAUUUUAAUUUUUUUAAAUGUUAUUUUUUAUAUUGCAAUUUUUCCUGGCUGGUUUUCCCGAGACUGUGUUGACUGGCUGGCUGACUGUUAUGGCGUUCAUUUUGUGGCGGCAGUAACAAACGAGUUUGCUGUAACAUUCACCUCGGUGUCUUUGCUCCGUUUUUCUAAAACCCCCAUUUUUCCGGCAUGUUGUGGUCUCUUGUCGUGUAUCUGACGGUUGGCUCGUUUUCAUGGAGAGAAAUGUGGAGGAUUGUUCCAGGAUGAUCUGAACUGUUUUUGGUUUUUUUUAACCGGAUGUUUUUUUUAUGUUGCUUUUUCAUCAGCCAGCAAAAAAAGAAAAAAAUGGUUUACAUUUCUUGACAUGGCGUUUUUCCAUUUUCUCUGUAGUGAUUGCUGAGGCUUUAUGUUUUCCUUCUGAGGAGUGAUGUCAUUUUUCAGGCAUUUUUCAAGGACAACAUUUGAACAUUUUGCACAGUCAACAAGCUGGAGUUUUCUUUGCAUAGGACUCUCUUCUCUCCAACAGACAGAAAGGCAGGCAGGCAGCCCUCCCUCCACCGAGGCGAUAAAGACACAAUGGACUGGUCAUCGUCCUCCACCUCCAGCUCCAUGGCGAGCAGAAACGUGACCAACAAAAACGACCCCCACUCCCUGAACUCCCGAGUCUUCAUCGGCAACCUCAACACCCUGCUGGUCACCAAGGCCGACGUGGAGGCCAUCUUCUGCAAGUAUGGCAAGAUCGUCGGCUGCUCCAUCCACAAGGGUUACGCCUUCGUGCAGUACUCCAACGAGAGGAACGCCAGGGCCGCCGUGUCUGGGGAGGAUGGGCGGAUGAUUGUCGGGCAGGUGUUAGACGUCAGUGUUCUCCUUCCCGCAGACAUUAACCUGGCAGGAGAGCCGAAGCCUCGCCGGUCGAAGACGGUGAAACGAUCAGCAGGAGACAUGUACAGUUCAUCUUUUGAUUUGGAUUAUGAUUUCCAGAGAGAUUACUAUGACAGAAUGUAUCCAUACCAGCCUCGGGUGCCUCCUCCCACCCCGCCUCCUCUGUCGCGUGCCGUGGUCCCCUCCAAGCGCCCCAGGGUGAGUCUGAACAGCGGGGGCAGCCGAAGGAGCAAGGCCGCCUUCUCCUCAACCUCCGCCAAGAGCAGCCAGAGGACGUCCCGCACAGUGAGGACGGACGAUUUACAGACCAUCAAGAGAGAGCUGACACAGAUUAAGCACAAGGUGGACUACCUGCUGGACAGCUUGGAGCACAUGGAGAAGGACCACAGUAAGAAGUUGGAGAUUAAAAGCUCCAAGCCGGAACCCGGCGAGGUGUCUCCACUCCACUCAUCUACUUCCAGCAAGAAGGAGGGCAGCCUGACCAGAGCCAGAGGGAGCCAGGAGAUGAACGACUCGGAGGAGGACGGAGACCUGCUGGAGGACGAGGACGAGGUGAAAAGCAGAGGGCGAGACGAGGACGACGGCGAGCAGGAGGAAGGGGAGGACGACGGCGACAGCACCAACGGAGACGAGUCCUGAACGGGUCACGGGGAGAAAACACGCAGACCCGGGCAAAACAAGUCGUGCGUUCAACUCUCUCCACACCGCAGCGAUCUGCUCGUUUCUGCCGAAGUGAUAGAUUAUUUUUUUUUUUUUUUACACAGCUUUGACUUCCCACAGAUUAGAAGUGAAUUUUUCUUUUUGUGUCUUUGUUUUUUGUUAUGUUUCAUGUGUUUCCUCUGAAGGGCCCUCUGCUGCUAGUAGACAAGUGUAGUUUUCUUACAUUUGGUGAAAAUCGAAGAUGAGAAAUGUAAAUUAUUUUCUGUUUGGGAAUUUCGCUGCGUGUUUUUGCCAGGAAUUUCUACGUUUUUAUGUCGUGGUCAUAAAACAACGCUUUCUCGCUGACCCAUCUACCAGCAUUAUGCUGUUCUGUGCAACUUCUUCAUCACUGAGCGAUAGUAAGAGUUACUGUACAACAAAAAGAACUGCUCACUAGUUUUCUCAAACAUUUAUUUUUUUUUUUCACCUAAAAUAUCUCUGUUUCCUUGCAUGUGUUCUGUUUUGUUAGUUGAUUAUUUAGAUGCCUUUUUUUGGACUGUUGACUUGAACAAAAUGAUCUAAAAUUGCUACAACCACAUUUCUAAAUCCUUCAAAAAAGAAAAAGAAAAACCUGCUAAUCCCACUGCAACGCUGCAUCCCAACCAGCAGGUGGCAGCCUGCACCAACUACAAGACAAUAAUGACCUGUUUGUGUUCCUCAGACAGUCACUCCUCGUUUUUUGCUCCUAAGAUAAAACGUGAUCACGCACAUAGUCCACCCUUUCUUCCUCUCUAGACAUAUUCUGUUGGUUUAAAAUGUAUUUUAACCAGAACUGAACUCGGUCCAACUCUGUUGACUUCCAUGUUCCUUCUUGACUUCACAGGCAAAUAAACGUGUUGACAUUUUA